Physcomitrium patens is the source of this 2753-nucleotide messenger RNA. The record is from RefSeq and is a predicted model, not a curated record. Lineage: Eukaryota; Viridiplantae; Streptophyta; Bryopsida; Funariales; Funariaceae.
AAUCGAAGUGCCGCAUAGUCUUGGGGUUAAAGAGGUACCAGAGAUCGCAGGUCGCCGAGUGCAAUGUGGGGUACAGGAAAGCUAGGUGUGAACUGUAGGUGUAGCUGAAAUUUGUAGGAUUUGCAGGCAGUCAGCGUAAGUCAUGCUCAAGGAACGGAGCGCGGGGGAAGAUCAGAGGUGGGUUCUCUCUAAAGUCCCGGUCUGCGAAGGAGAUAGAGGUGCCGGAGGUGGUGGUUCGAGAUGAGCAUUGGCCGUGCCAGUUGGUUGCUUGGACCGCCACUUCUUGGCACUCUCGCCAUUCUUGCUAUCUCGGCAUAAGGAGGUGAUGGAAUUCGCCUCGUGCUUCUUUCUGUAUGUUGUUGUUUGUAUUGGGUGGCAGGAACUUUAUCGGAUGUGUGCUGGGUUGCUCUUUCAGACGUGAGAAGUUAGCUGAGUGCGUAUGGUAGAUUUUGGACGAGUGCUUAGAGAAUUGAGGUGGAAACUUGUCAGCUGUAGGUUCUGCAGAUGGCGCUGUGGAUUUCCACGAUUGAGUAGUGGGUUUGCGUUUUUGAUCGUUGUAGGAUUGAGUGUUGUAGCUGAAAAGAUUGAUCGAGUGGAUUGAAAGGCUUUCUUGCGGACAGAGAAUGUCAUCUGAAAGUGUUGCACAUGUAAGAUGUGUUGCUGUAGACAUGGGCGACCCAGACAGAACUGCUCCAUUAAAGGCUCGAAACGCUGAGAACGAGCACUUCGAAGAGAAAUCAUGGAGCAUCAAAAUGAAAGGUCUGACAAGACGACAGACGGGGCCGGGUGUGGUGUUCCUCCUAUGCGUGGUAUCUAUGGUCUCUCAUAUGAGACAGGAAAAGCUGAAGUUUACUUUCAUGGUAUGUUACAACCAUGAGUAAACAACAAAUCACAAGGAUGUGCAGCUUUGCAAAAUAAUCCGUAGAACGAGAAUAUGAAUUUAGGCUCUUCGUUCGAGGUUGGUCAUGGAAAUGAACAUAAUUCGUUGACCCACUUAACAUAUCAAGAGACAACGCAGCUUGUUGCCGACAGACUGCGAAGUUCCACUCCGUCCUUGGGCUGGCGAUCGUCAGCGGCCUCGCGAAAUCCUGAAUGGUCACCACCACCAGAAAGAACCAACGGAUAUCUUCUUGUGCGGUGUAAUGGUGGCCUCAACCAGCAGCGGGGUGCAAUUUGUAAUGCCGUGCUAGCAGCACGAAUCAUGAACGCCACCCUUGUUUUACCGGCACUAGAUACAAAUUCCUUCUGGCACGACAAAAGUGGUUUUUCAGGAAUAUAUGACGUGAGGCAUUUCAUCACCUCACUUGCCAACGACGUAAAGGUUGUCACGACCCUACCCCUUGUGGGUGUUGUUUACAAGCAGCACAGGAGAAUCAAACCCUUUCAGUUGCGUCCUCCUCGGAAUGCGCUUCCAAAUUGGUACGAGACGGUGGCCCUUGCAAAGAUGAAAGAGCAUGGGGCUAUCCUUCUUAGCCCAUUUUCACAUCGCUUAGCUGAGGAGUUAGAUAACCUCGACUAUCAGCGCCUUCGCUGCCGGGUUAAUUAUCAUGCUUUGCGCUUUCGGGAGGAUGUUAUGAGUCUUAGCAGCAAGAUUGUUGCACGGCUACGAGCAGAAGGCCAAUUUCUUGCCAUCCAUCUCCGAUUUGAAAUGGAUAUGCUUGCAUUUGCAGGGUGUACAGACAUUUUUACUGUCGCGGAGCAAGCAAUGCUCGUGAAGUAUCGGAUGGAAAAUUUCGCGGAGAAAACAUUGCACUAUACUGAUAGACGUUUGAUAGGGAAAUGCCCUCUUACUCCAGAAGAAGUAUCUUUGGGGGCACUGCGAGGUGUAACAAUAUUUGUAUAUAUGUAUAUGUAUAUGUACAUAUUUUUUUUCAAAGGAGACAUAUUUGGCGGUGAACGGUUCAUGGAUCCCCUGCGGAAAUUCUUCCCUCGUCUCAAAACUCGCAAGACAGUGGCCACUGCUGAUGAACUGAACAGGAUCAGUACAGAGGGUCUGCUUGGUCCUGCAGUCGAUUAUAUGGUGUGUUUGCUAUCUGAUAUUUUCAUGCCCACCUUUGAAGGACCCAGCAACUUUGCCAACAAUUUAUUGGGACAUCGAUUGUACAAUGGGUUUCACAAGUCUAUUAUACCUGAUAGGAGGGCAUUGGCUCCUAUUUUCAUGAAAAUGGAAGAGGGAUCACUUGACCAAGGAGAAUUCAAAGAAAGGGUGAAGGCUGCCAUGCGGACUACAUUGGUUGCUGGUCCUCACACACGCGUUGAACCAGAGUCAUUUUAUACCAAUCCAUGGCCAGAGUGUUUCUGUAAACCUCAUGCUGCUCGAAAAAGUUAUCAGUGUCCUGGCCCAAUCUGAGAGAUCAGGAUAGUUUGAAAAUGUCAACAGACUCUGAUAGACUAGGCCUAACCAGGUGCGGAUGCUAGCCUUCGUUUACAAGGUUCUGGUGUGGCCGUCGAAGGUGUCAAACACAUGCAGAACAUCCUUGAUUGAAAGGUUUUUCUUUAAUGUUCUCAGAUGUAUAGAAGUUGUGAAAAGAUGCAUUUUUGAGCCUAAGACUGCAAGCCAUGAGCAAAAUCCGACGAAUAAUGUACGGACUCGGAAGAACGCUAGCGGUAAACACGCAAAUUGGACUGAUAACAACUAGACUGAUAACAGUGGGUUUGAAGCUCAUUUGAAGCAAAAUGAUUCCGAAGGAAUGUUCAGCCGGCAUUACCCCUUCUUUUUUUAUGGUAAGCAUCGCUUUGGCCUCCCUUGUCAA